AUGCAAACACAGGCAGUAAAAAAACAUUUAGAAAGUGAUUAUUCGCUAUUUGUGCCUCAGUCGAAACCACUGUCACCCGGAGAAAUCUUGGGAUGUACGUCACCAAAAUUAGGCGAGCAAGACGCAUUAAUAUACGAUCCAUAUUCAAAAAAGUUUACUCGAGAACGCUAUGACCAUGCAGACAUGUACGCACUUCGUAAACAUGCAAUAGAUUUGGCUAAAAAGGCAAAAAAAUUUGGGUUAAUUCUAGGAACUUUGGGCAGACAAGGUAGUCCCAAAGUUAUGGAGGUAUUUAAAAAUAAGGAUUCAUUGAAUGUGGCAGCAAAAUUUAUAUUUGAACAGUAUCUCGAAGAAAAAAUUCGAUCUCGAGGAUUAGAUUAUAUUUGUAUCUUGCUUUCAGAAAUAUUUCCUAACAAAUUGGAGCAAUUUCAGGAUAUUGAUGCAUGGAUUCAAAUAGCAUGUCCGCGUCUGUCGAUUGACUGGGGCUACGCAUUUUCAAAACCGCUACUUACUCCUUAUGAAGCAUCUGUUGUAUUAGACGAAGUCGAUUGGCAGCCUACAUAUCCAAUGGAUUUUUAUGCUAACGAUAGUUUAGGGCCUUGGACGCCUAAUUACGGGAAGGGUAAACGCUGA
Molecule: messenger RNA, 633 nt
Organism: Racocetra fulgida
Lineage: Eukaryota; Fungi; Glomeromycota; Glomeromycetes; Diversisporales; Gigasporaceae
Source: the annotation of a GenBank genome assembly